Molecule: messenger RNA, 4476 nt
Organism: Malaclemys terrapin pileata
Lineage: Eukaryota; Metazoa; Chordata; Testudines; Emydidae
Gene: PRG4
Product: proteoglycan 4
Exons: 15
Coding region: 1-4464 (1487 amino acids)
Biological process (GO): immune response
Molecular function (GO): polysaccharide binding; scavenger receptor activity
Source: RefSeq, a predicted model, not a curated record
AUGUCUGAAAUAUCCCUGAAAGCAGACAUAUCCUUUAUAAGGAAGGAUUCAGUACCUAAAUUAACCAUGGUGUGGAAUAUAUAUUACAUAUCCCUGGUGUUAUUUUCAGCAUCCUUGAUUCAGCAAGCUUCUUCUCAAGAUUUAUCAAGCUGUGCAGGGAGAUGUGGGGAAGGGUAUUCUAGAGAGGCUCCCUGCCAUUGUGAUUAUAGCUGUCUACACUACAUGGAGUGCUGCCACGAUUACAAGAGAUUCUGCACAGAGGAACUCUCCUGUAAAGGACGCUGCUUUGAAACUUUUGUAAGAGGGAGAGAAUGUGACUGUGACGCAGACUGCGAAAAAUUUGGGAAAUGCUGUCCAGACUAUCAGAAACAUUGUGAAGAAGCACUUACUACGAAAUCAUCAUCAUCCAGAACAGCUCCUUUGGUCACCAAAACAACAGCCAAACGGUCAUCUAAAAAUGCAAAGAAGAGGAAGCCAAAGAAAGUAGUACAAUCCCAUGAAGUUAUGGAAGAACAUUCAGAAUCUGAGAAACAGAAAUCUUCUUCCUCAUCGUCUUCCUCGUUGUCAUCCACAACAAUUCGGAAAACAAAGGCUUCAGCAAGAAACCCCAGUGAAAAAAACCAAACAAAUAAAAUUAAAAACAAAAACAAUAGAAAAGUGAAGGAUACAAUGAAAGAGCAAGACUCAAAAAACAGAAGAACUUCAUCCAGGACUUCUACAUCUGAUGAAAUAAGAGAGAUUUCUGAGGAGAUUGGCAGUGGAUUGGACAAUGUGGGUACCAGGCCUGCUCCUACUGCAAAGCGCCCUGACAGAAAAAUUUCAAGACAAGGAAAUAAAGGUACAACAGCAGCUCCUUUGUCAGAAGAAAGUUUUAGCCAGACCCCUGCCUCCCAGCCAGAUCAAGUUACUAUGCCCUUCAAAAUGAAUACUACAAAGACAUUAAGUCCGAAGACCAACAUGCAACCUACAACUACAAGUGUGACUAAGAUCUCAGCAUUAACUAAUUCAGCUCAUGUCACUAAAGCUAAAGACACAAGUACUACAGCUAUGAAAAAUGCCACAACUACUACAGCUAAAGGGAUGACCACAGCUAAGAAAGACAAAACUACUACUGUAACAACAACAGAAAAGAAAGACACAACAACUGCAACAGCUGGAGAAACAAUAACCACAACAGAUAAAAAAGUCACAACUAUUGCUGAGAGAGAGACUGUAACACCUAAAACAGUCACAGCUGCAGCUAAAGACACUAUAAAAACAACAGAUAAAAAAGACACAACCACAGCAAAUGAUGAGAUUAUACUGACUCCAGAUGAAAAAGACUUAAUAACUAAAAAAGGCACAACUACUGCAGCGAGGAAGACUGUAACAAAAGCACCUAGAACAGACACAACUGCAGAAAUUCAAGACACUGUAACAACAGCAGACAAAAAAGAUACAACUACUGUGGACAAAGAAAAUGUGUUAACAGAUGAAAAAGACACAACCACAGUAAAUAACGAGAUUAUACUGACUCCAGAUGAAAAAGACUUAAUAACUAAAAAAGACACAACUACUGCAGCGAGGAAGACUGUAACAAAAGCACCUAGAACAGACACAACUGCAGAAAUUCAAGACACUGUAACAACAGCAGACAAAAAAGCUACAACUACUGUGGACAAAGAAAACAUGCCAACAGAUGAAAGAGAGAAAACAACCACAGGUAAAAAAGACACAACGACCAUAGGCACAGAGAUUGUGAUGACUAUAGCAGAAAGAGACACAACAGAUAAAAAAGACACAAUUACUGCAGAGAGAGAGACUGUAACAACAGCUAAAACAGCCACAACUGCUGCAGCUAAAGACACUGUAACGUCAGCAGCUAAAAAAGACACAACUACAGUAGGUGAAGAGAUUAUAUUGAGUCCAGAUGAAAAAUACUUAACAACUAAAAAAGACACAACUACUGCAUAUAGAGAGAUUGUAAUAUCGGCUACAACAGCCACAACUGCAGCAGCUAGGGAGACUGUAACAAGAGCACCUCAAACAGACACAACUACAGAAACUAAAGAUACUCUAGCCACCACAGGUAAAAAAGACACAACUACCGUGGACAAAGAGACUGUAAUGACAAUAGAUGAAAAAAACAAAACAGCAGAUAAAAAAGACGUAACUACUAUAGCUACAGUCAAUAUAAUAACAACAGAUGAAAAAGACACAAUAGAUAAAGCCACAACUACUGCAUCCAGAGCUACUGCAGCUAAAAAAUCUGUAAUGACAACAGCUAAACUGGACACAACAGCAGCAGCUAAAAAGACACAAACUACCACUAAACAGACACCUACUGCUGCUGAAGUAACAACUGUGGCUAUAGAACUGACAACUGCAGAUAAAGAAGAGACUGUAGAUAACAGACAGAAAACUACAGCUACCGAAGAAACAACAACUGAAGAGAAAAAAGAGUUAACUACUGUUAUCAAAGAGAGAACUACAGAAAAAGCUUCUGAUGAUAAACAGGCAACUACAACACGUAAAAUAGAUACAACUGCCAGUACUGUCACUACAGCAACACUGACUGUCUCUGAAGAGGUGUCCACUACAGCUAAAGGCUCCCAGGGAAGACCUGUGUCACCAACAGAAAAUAAAUCUGGUACCACUGUCACUCAAAUCCCACCAGUAAAAGCGACUGCCAAACCCACCAUUGAACCUGAAAAAAACACUAAGUCUGCGAUACAAAUUACUGCUACUCCACCCAUAAACCUUUCUACCUCUCAGCCUAAAGACCUCCCUGAAACAAAAGUCCAUUUUGAAACCACAAAAGAAACUUCUACUGUUACUAAAAGAUCUACAGCAACUUCCAUUUCCAAGGAGACUACUGAAACCAACGACAUCUCUGAAAAUACAUACACUACAGAUACAACCACCCAGAAAAACACAACACAGUUUCCAACUGAAAAAUUACAAACUUCCAAGAUCAUCAUCAGUCCUUCUUUGGCUCAGAAACCAGCUACCCACCCAGUCACUCCUGAGCAGGAGAAACAUAUAGAUAAUUCAAGCCCCACUGCAAUUAAUCCAAUGACUCUUCCAGACAGUAAUUUCCCUCGCAGAAACACAGAAAACCCUAAAGAAACUCCUGUUCCUUAUGAGGGACCCAAUCAAAAUCCUACCUCUUCCAAACAAGUUAACUCUAUAGACUACCCAGCAAUCUCAUUCACAGCUUCUAUUGUUCCACUGAGAGGUACACCUAAUCCUAAUAGCAAUGAUGAAAACAACAGGUUGGAAACCAUUACGAAAAUAACAUGGACAACAACAAAAUCUAAUUCAGCUAUCCCUCAAAAACAGGAAACAACGUCACAUGGCAUUACAACUAAUACCAGCAUUGAUCUUGUUUCAGAUAAAGAAAUUACCAAGGAAAGUCCAAUAGCUAUGAACACAAAUACGUCAGUAAAACAUUCAAUAGUGUCUUCAACCUUUUCAGCUGAGAAGGAUAUGCAUCAUACCUCCACCUUGCCAAGCGGAUUCGUAACCACAAGGCCUGAAGAAAGACGAGAAGUCACACAUUUCCCCACUAAAACAUACUCAUCAAUAUCUUAUUCAACUAAAGCUCCUGAAAGAAGCCCCACUAUACACACAGACUCCAAACUACAGGACAAGAUCAACACAACUUACAAAGAUGAACGAGAUAAGAAUUUGUGUAACGGAAAGCCAGCAGAUGGAAUAGUUGCUUUACCAAAUGGAACAUUGGCUGUAUUCCGAGGUCAUUACUACUGGCUGCUGGAUUCAGCUAGGCAGCCAACAGUGUCCCCUCGUAAAAUCACUGAGGGUUGGGGUAUUCCAUCCCCCAUCGAUACUGUCUUUUCCAGAUGCAACUGUGAUGGCAAAACCUUCUUCUUUAAGGGUUCCCAAUACUGGCGUUUCACUAACGAUGUGAAGGAUGUGGGAUAUCCCAAACAAAUUGCAAAAGGAUUUGCAGGACUAAGUGGGAAAAUAGUAGCAGUUCUUUCGGUAGCACAACACAACAAAAGGCCAGAAUCUGUGUAUUUUUUCAAGAGAGGUGGCAGCGUUCAACGUUAUAUCUACAAUCAAGAACCAGCCAAAAAGUGCAAAAAGAAAGCAUAUGUUAGAUACCCAGCUUAUACACACAGAGCUGUGAUCAAGAGGAGACGCUUUGAACGUGCAAUAAGAUCAGCAAUCGAGUACCGCACACCAGUCAUGUACCACACUCUCAGAAUCAACCAUAAUCCAUCUGGAAUAUUACAUCAUGAGGUUAAAAUAAAUUCUUACUGGAGAGGAUUUCCAAAAGUAGUUCACUCAGCUAUAUCAAUACCUAACUACCGAAGGCCAGAUGGCUAUGAUUACUAUGUUUUCUCUAAAGAUCAGUACUACAAUGUGAAUGUGGCCAGCAGAAUAGCAAGAUCAGUUACCUCUCAGACUGGGCAGACAGUAUCCAAGGACUGGUAUAAGUGUCCUAAAGAUGAUUUGUAAGACAGGAUUUUA